This is a messenger RNA of Podarcis muralis (Common wall lizard), 1825 nucleotides long. It is a transcript of the gene PPDPFL, whose product is annotated as pancreatic progenitor cell differentiation and proliferation factor like. The record is from RefSeq and is a predicted model, not a curated record. Gene Ontology annotation, biological process: cell differentiation; multicellular organism development. Lineage: Eukaryota; Metazoa; Chordata; Lepidosauria; Squamata; Lacertidae.
AGCAGGCCUGGCCCGACCCGGGUUGAAGGAGGACAAGCCGGCAGCGCGCCAAGUGAGUUCGGUCGCGCGCGACGGCCCCCGCUCCCCCCACCUGUCGGGUCAAAUUUCAGCUCCGUCGCCGAGGGCUCCUCUAUAUAAAGAGGCGGCGGCCAGGCAGGCAGGGAAAGCGAGCUUGCUUUCUCAGACUGUGGCGAGGUCUUGUGUUUCUCUGAAGGGAAAAAAAGAAGCGCGACGUGGCUGCUGAUCUCUGCCAAGAAAGAAAGCAACAGGUGUCCUUACAUAAUUUUUGCCUUUUUGUCUGGGCAGAACCAUUGCAAUGGCAGCUGUGCCUUCUGCUGGGUGCCUUCUGGCAAAGAACCAGUACUACAGAACACGACUGAAUUCUGACUCUAGUGUUUCUUCAAGCAGUUCAUCUUGCUGCUCUGAACCCACAAACUCCUUGGACCAGGAAAAAGCACAUCAUGGGUUACCUGACGUGUUUGAAAGAUGCUGGUGGAUAAAAAGCUUCUUCCACUGUGAGCCCAUGCCUCAGAAUGUAGGCAGGAAAACAUUGUCAGCCAGCAGUGCUAACAGCUGACUUGGACUCCUACAAUGAUGUUGCACCACAGACUCACUUCUUGAAAGACUUGAGGUCUUCCAGGUGGCUGCAUUCAGUUGUGUGAAGAAAACAAACUGCUUGAAACUUCCCUUGCAGGAAAAAUGCAGAUUUCCAAGGAUUUAUCCAUAGUUUAUUCUUAAGGCAGCCACUGAAGUUUCCAUGUCUGCUGCAGAGUUUUUGAUACUGAACAGGUGUUCUACAUUUCGUAAUGACUCUUCUAUAUCAUUGGAAGAAUGCAAAUGCAAAGACUUGUUAGGCUGGAGUGUCUGCUAAUUAUCCAGCCUUUCCUUUGCAAAAUUGAAAAGCUCUUGCAGACUGUCUGGGGCAAAAUGAUUCAAGGUUAUUUUGUCUUCAAGCACACUCUGUCUUCUUAGCCUUAAGGGACUUGAUCCAGACAGUUGCAAUUAGUUCCUACUGGUUUCAAUGGGACUUAAGUAGUUAUGACAAAUUUGCCCCUUGGACUUCAUUAGGACCUAAAUUCAGCUAACUUAAUCUCAGUCUGUCCCAAGGUUUAAAUUUAGAUUGUUAGCUCACUUCACACUUAAUAUGUUUAGACAAAAAUUGUUCGAAAAUGCCAAAUGUAGAUGUUAAGUUUUAGAAGAAAUCUAGUUAAAGCUUCUUCAUUUAUGGAAUAUUUCAUCAAAUAAAUGAAUUGUAUUUGCCAAACCUAAACAUAUUGCAUGGGAGUAAGUCCCGCUUAUUUAAUUGGAACUCAGUUCAACACCAGUGUUACUAGAAUCUCUCAUUCCCACAUCAGCUAUGUAGAGUGCAAUUUACACCACAUCUAGAUGAUAUAUGCCUUAAUGUAAGUAAAUAAUGUAAGGAGCUGAACCAAAGUACUUGAUUUUUCAUUGACACUUUGAUUGUUCAUUGAUUCUUUCUGGUAGGUCAGAUUUCCACUUUCACCAACUCUAAAGAGUAUGUAUACAGUCUCAUCAGACAAAGAGAUGGGAUUGCUAUAUGAUGCAAAUUUAAAUAUCAGUGUCUUCAUGCUGCAACAUUUUCAUUUGGCAUUUUUUAUUUUCUCAAACUUUAAAAAUGCUGAAAUACUUAUCUACAGAAAUUUCUGUGACACCAUGUGCAUGUGCUCACCAUGCUUGUUUUGCUCUUACGCUACUUACCAUGCCUAGACAUGUGAUGCUUUUAAAAAACUAAAUCUACUGAGAGAAAAUUGAUGAGUGUAGGGUAAGUAAAUGGCAAAAAGGAGUAAGGCAGAAUGUAAAGGAA